AUGGGCCUUAUUGCAACUACAAAGGUGGUUACCAGAGCUAGUAUGCCUGGUAAACCUCAUCUUAUUCAACCAGGCAAUCGAGAAUGGGUUACGACAAUUGAGUGCAUGAAUUCAAGUGGUUGGAUAGUGCCUUCCUGCAUUAUCUUUAAAGGCAAGCGAUUCAUCAAGGCUACACGAAAGGUGGGGGGAUAUCAAUUACUUGUUCUAGAUGGCCAUGGUAGUCAUCUCACGCCUCAAUUCGAUAAGAUGUGCGUGGAUAAUAAUAUUAUUACCAUCUACAUGCCUCCACAUUCAUCUCAUCUUCUACAGCCUCUGGAUGUUGGUUGCUUUGGGCCAUUAAAGCGCGCAUACGGAGGUCUAGUCGAGGCAAAGAUGCGCUUGGGAUACAACCAUAUUAACAAGCUUGACUUCCUAAAUACAUAUCCUACAGCUCACCGGACAGUCUUCACGCCUCAGAACAUUCAAAGCGGCUUUACAGCAGCUGGUAUACUUCCAUUUGAACCUCAGCAGGUGCUUGACAAGCUGAAUAUAUUAAUGGGAACGCCUACCCCCCCUUCAAGCCGUGGAGGAGCAUUCAUGGCGAAGGAAUUACAUGAUCUCCGCGCGGAGAAUGAGAAAACAAAGCAGAAAAAGGGUCGAUCUAGGCGUUAA
This is a messenger RNA of Aspergillus calidoustus, 651 nucleotides long. The record is from the annotation of a GenBank genome assembly. Lineage: Eukaryota; Fungi; Ascomycota; Eurotiomycetes; Eurotiales; Aspergillaceae.